AUGGGUGGGGUGGGAGUAGAUGAAUGUAAACGUCAACGACUUGAGAUGGGCUCAAAAUUCGUCACUGCUCACUCAGUGGUCAUCAUGACGUACCUACCUGUUAAGGGAAAUGGGAACAUGGAUGAUUAUUCUCUUAUUGCCAAUUCUUCAGUCUGUUGCCUCUCAAUCCAAGAUAAGUCGGCAGCCUUAACGUCACCAUCAACUUGCCAAAGUAAUCCCUGCCUGAACAAUGGGAUAUGCGAGAUAUCCGCGAAUACAUCAAGGGGCUAUCAGUGCAUUUGCCCGGAACCAUUUGGAGGGCGAGACUGCGCUGUGGAGAAUCCCACCUGUAAAGAUGAUCCCUGCUUAAAUCAGGGUGAUUGUAAAGACCUGCCAAAUCGGCAAUUUCAGUGUUUCUGUCCGCGAGAAUAUACCGGUCGUCGAUGUGAAUUCCGCAACCCUUGUCUCGUGAAGCCUUGCAAGAAUGGGGCGGAGUGUCGUGUGAAUAACUUGGGCACUCGGGAAUGUCGUUGUCUGCGUGGUUUCACUGGAGAUGACUGUGAAAUUGAAAUCAAUGAAUGCGAGAUUGGUGAACGAUCGCCUUGUGAGCACAAUGGAACUUGUAUUAACGAGCCCGGGGGCUACAGAUGUGUAUGCUCAAACGAAUACACUGGGGCCAAAUGCGAAUCUCGCGUGCUCAAUUGCCGACCCAACCCCUGCCAAAAUGGAGGAAUUUGUAAUGAAGUGGGAGACGGCUUUGAGUGUACCUGUCCUCAUGGAUACGAGGGUCCUCGCUGUCAGACGAAUAUCAAUGAUUGUGCAGAAAGCCCCUGUCAAAAUGGAGCAGUUUGUGAAGACCUUGUGGGCGCGUUUCGAUGUAACUGCCUACCUGGAUGGAAGGGAGUUCUGUGUGAACAACGCAUGCUUCCUUGUGAUUUCUCAGGAUGUCAAAACAAUGGCACUUGCUCAAACACUCCAGAUGGACAAUUUGUCUGCAAGUGUCCUCCAGGUUUUGAAGGAUCACGUUGUGAAAUCGACAUUAAUGACUGCGUCGGCAUUCGCUGUGAAAACGGCGGCUACUGCGUUGAUGGCCAAAGUUCUUGGUACUGCCAAUGCAGACCCGGAUUUACCGGUCGCCAUUGUGAGAAACAUAUCCCUAACCCAGUUAGUGCUGCUGUGACUUCGAGCUUUGUUGCCUCCACUUCCAAUUCUAUUCCCUGCAAGGACGGAAAAAGCUGUCUGCACAAGGGUGUCUGUGUUUAUACUGGAAUAACGAAUUUUUGUGAAUGUCCAUUUCAAUGGUAUGGGGAAUUUUGUGAAAUUCCCGUAUGUUCUGAAGACUCCUGUGCCAACGGAGGCGUCUGUCGUGAGAUUCUCAUCCAUCCUGGGAAUCUAACUCAUGCGUCCAAGAAGGAGCCCUAUUGCGAAUGUCCCGCAGGUUAUUUUGGUGAGCAUUGUCUCGAAAAGGUGACUGAAUGCACUUUAGAUCUUUGUACUCAUGGCAAAUGCGUUUCCGUGGGUGGAAAGGCAGCUAAGUGUCAAUGUGAUGUCGGUUUCGGGGGUAAUCAAUGCGAAAGGCCUCUAAGGAGCUGUCGGGAGCAGCCAUGUCUCAAUGGAGCCGCGUGUUUGGACGAUCCCGAGAGGCUUUUCACUUGUCGAUGUCAACCGGGUUUCAUGGGUGACUAUUGUGAAUCCAAGAUUCCCUGCUAUGGAAUAUCCUGUGGAGCUCAUGGUAAAUGUGAGUCCGACGAAUGCAUUUGUGAAAAGGGUUGGAGUGGGUCACACUGCAACAUCUCCCUGCCAGUCCCCAAAACCAAUAGACAAAUUCAACCCGCCUAUCAUGCUGUCACUUGUGAAGAUUCGCCGUGUGCUAAUUAUGCUCAAUGCUUGUCUCUAUCCCAGUUUGAAAUCAGUCCAAAUGCAUAUCAGUUUCGAUGUCUUUGUGAGACUGCUUUGGGAAACUUUACUGGUAAAUUCUGUCAUGAAGAUAUUGACGAGUGCUUGAAAGAACCCUGUCGAAACGGGGGUGAAUGCUUGAACACACCGGGCUCAUUCGUUUGUCGUUGCCCUGUCGGAUUUGAAGGUCGUCUUUGUGAGGCAAGGGCCAACCCCUGCGAUGAUACCUAUGGACCAGUCUGUGCCAACGGAGGAAUCUGCAGCACUGUGAAUGGAAAGGCCAUCUGUGGAUGCCCAACGGGUUUCAGUGGAUCGCGCUGUGAAGUGGAGAACAAUGAAUGCGCACAUAGACCCUGUCUGAAUGGGGGAAUCUGUGUCCCCUUCUUCGGAUCAUACACCUGCCGUUGUCCAGCAGACUUCUCGGGAAGAAAUUGUGAACGAUCCUUGGCGUUUUCACCUUGCUCUAAUCAGACUUGUCAGAAUGGCGGUUACUGCAAGGGUAGUAGUCUCAUGGAGGAAUGUCACUGUCCUUCUGGUUACUACGGCCGAUAUUGCGAAGUUACUCUCAAUCUCUGUCAUCAGCUUCUGGAAAUUAGUCUCUACGCGGACCCAACUUAUUACAGUGCAAGUACUUUAGGACGUCUACUGGGUUCCAGAAGCACCCUCUCUCUGACAGCGGCCACUUCAGCACUCCUGGAAGAUUCUGGAAAGUGGAAGACUUCCAUGGAACUUCUCAAUGACUUACAUCUUUCGAGAACUUCAUUAGGACCGUGUUAUCCACCUGGUACUCAACAAUGUUUACCCAUGAGGGAGUUGGGAGGUUUCGAAUGUCAUUGUAAACAUGGCUUUUUUGGACGCUACUGUGAACAAAAGAGGGACUUCUGUGCGGAAGCUAGUCGGCGUUUCGCUAGUGGAGAGGAUAUCUGCCUGAACGGAGGUCAGUGUGUGAAUUUUCCACAGGGUAUCGAAAAUCACUUUUCAAACCUCUCAAUCAGUAACAACAAAGAGGAGCAGUAUUUUGUGUGUCAAUGCCUUCCGGGUUUCAACGGCCCAAGAUGCGAGUUACGGUCACCAAGUUGUGAUGAUGUGGACAUCUGUCAAAACGGGGGUGUUUGUGCUGUUGAGGGCUCGCGUCUCAAAUGUAUUUGUCCACGGGGACUUGGCGGAACCUUCUGUGAGAUUGAUCUGGUCAAUGAAUGUGAACAUGCAGGAAAUUGUCUCAAUGGUGGCAGUUGUUUAGACGGUUUGGGUAAUUACACCUGCGAAUGUCUGCCUGAUUUCUGUGGUGCAAGAUGCGAGUUGAACGGUUUUGCCUGUGCCAUUGAGGCCACCAAUGAUCCUAAACGCUGGCCCGGAGAGGCUGCAGAAGCUCGACUCUGUGAAAUGUACAAUUGCAAACAGAAGGCAGAAAAUGGACGUUGUGAUCUCGAAUGUGAUCGAUUCGCAUGCGGCUUCGAUGCUGGCGAAUGUCUUUACCUUAAUCAUCAACAGUCACAGCCACUAAUCUUACCUGUUUCAAAUCAGAGUAAGAUGCUGAGCAAGGCUCUGCCUUGGGCCAACUGCACGGUUAUUCAAGAGCAGGGAAUUCCUUGCCAUCUGAGAUUUGGCGAUGGAAAGUGCGACUCUAUUUGCAACACAGAAGCUUGUCUCUUUGAUGGUUGGGAUUGUCGAAAUGAGAACUCGACGGUAUUUCAACUCCCUAAAAAUUCCAUCCGAAUGCCACCGAAGCAGCCUGUUGAGGGAAGUCUUAUUCUUCUUGUUGGUGUCCCUCCUUCGCAAUUUCUUCUUGAAAACGAGGAAAAACGAGAGCUGGAGACCCGGUUUUUGGACGGUUUGGGAGAUCUUUUGAGGGCCAAAUUGCGCGUUCGUCAAGUGCCCAAAACUGGAGAACCAAUGGUUUACCCCGUUACUCUGACGAUGGUUCCGAAUGCAAAUAGCGCCCAAAUUGACAACCAACGCGACGCUUUCUGGUCUAUUACAGAUUUCUUCAAUGAGGGUGGUGUCAAUAUGUCAGUUAAUAGGUUGAUUAUUGAUCAACAAGAUGAAGUUACUCACAUGGUGGAUCCUACUAUCAAAUUGAGCCAGGUGUUAUCACAAUUAUCUGAAAUAGCGAAGCAACCGAGACACCAUGAACUCAAUCAGGAGGUUUUCCUUUCGAGAAGACGUCGUGAAGCCCCUGAAACCAGAAUAGGUAGUCGAGUUUUCCUGGAAUUUCAGCAUGAUAAGAAUCAACCCAUGAGUGGUGAUGGAGGUAGUAUGUUCAACAACGUGGAGUCCGCAGCCCAGUUUAUUUCAGCAGCACUUCGCACACGUCGAUACACACCACCUGUGGAUAUAUUUGCUGUGGAAACAGCAACCCCUGAAGCACUUCAGCAAAUCAUUUCUACUGAAAGUCAAGUGGACAAUGGGAUAGGUUUUCGUGGUCUUCCUGCGCCUUUAGCCUACUGUCUGAUAGCAGUCGUUUUUGGCUUGCUUCUUCUGGCUCUCCUUGGGGUCCUUUAUGGAGUGGUGCAGCGUCGAGCUCAUGCUGCCGAACCCUCAAAAGUUAUCAAGACAACAUCCAUCUGGUAUCCACGCAACUCCUCCUCGCGAGACUCUAGACAAGGUGGCGGAAGUGGUGGCGGUGGCGGUGUUUUCAGUUGUUUCACUAAUCUAACCGAUGCAUCAGGCCAGGUGACUUCAAGUAAUGCAGUCUCGCAUCAACAGAGCCUUCGCAAUCUAUCCACUCCGCACUCCUCUAGUCUGCGUUUGUGGUCAAGGGAACAGGCGCUUGCCCUUGGACGAGAAAAAAUGGCUAUGCGAGCAUCUCCCUAUACGGUCCCGCCUUCAUCUGGGUAUUCACAAGUCUGUGGUGUCAAUGCCGCGAAUGAUGGAAGUAUGAUGGGUACUAGUGAUGUGCCAUCCGAUACCCCUCUUCUGUUGGCCACAACCAAUCAAAUGCCCCAAGUGGACGUCAAGGCCUACUUCACAAGUCUCAUGGAGUGUCUAGUUUCUGGCAACGGGGUUACGGAACCCUUUACUGAAGGUUUCUCUCAAAAGCUGGAAUACCUUCGAAACGUCGAAUUGCAACAACAACAAUCCGAGGCUGCGUCGAAUAUGUACCGUCCGGGGGCAAGAAAGCGAACUCAAACCCAAUCUCUAUUGCAUCAGUUAUUGACUAGCACACUACCAGAAACUGGGGAGACUCUGCUACACCUGGCGGCAAGGUACAAUUGUGCCAACGCUCUCACCUCGCUCCUGAAUGCCGGUGCUGACCCCUAUGCUGUGGAUGGUCAGGGACAAUCAGUUCUUCUGACUGCGGUGAGUGCUUCUGCUGUGGAUGCUGCCAGAGCCCUUCUUUCGUCGUCACAGGUUGCCGCUGAUAUGCCCAGGCUUUUUGUUGCCUGUCCGACAGUUGAUAAAACCACGGCCCUAAUUCAAGCUGUAAAGGUUUCUGACAUUGAAAUGGUGGAAAUGCUGCUUCAGACCAUGGCCAGCCUUAUUCCUGAUCCGACAUCCCUUCAAAUGCCACCUGGACCUGGUGGUCAGCUUCCUCCGGGCUACCCUCCUCCUCAGAUGGGAAUGCAGAAUCGUCGACCACCUCCACCGCAGAGUAUGGGCCCUAGACUUGGUUAUGCUCGACUCUAUCCACCAUCGAGCAAUCCCGGAAACAGCUUAAUGAUGAACCCAGGUGGGACUGCUUCCGCGGAUGAUGGCUCUGGGGCAGGAGGUUUGUCAGCGAAUUCCUUUGGGGUAAAUGCCACAGAUGGUGAGGGUCGAACCGCACUCCAUUGGGCCGCUCUCACAGAGCAGCCUGCUAUGGUUCAGCUCCUUUUGCGCGCUGGAGCCUCCCAUGAUGUUCAGACAAUUCAUGAGGAAACACCUCUCACUUUUGCAGCCCACGAAGGUUCCGUAGAAAUCUGUUCCCUUCUCCUGGCCGCGGGUGCAAAUAUUGAGAUUGCUGAUUACCUAGAUCGAACUCCAAAACAACUGGCUGCCGCGAAUGGACACACCGAUGUUGUUCAGUUACUCCAAGUCUACUCAACAGCCCCCCACCAACAUCAACAAUCCUCCUCACAUCAUUCCUCUCUUCUUCAACAACAGCAGCAAAGAUAUAGCACCACUCAACGCCGAGCCACCAUCCUAUACCCUGGCAAUCAGUCCUUUUUCCAGCCUCAGCAAAUCCAGCAACAUAGAUACUACCGGCCUCCUAAUGUCGCUCAAAACUGUUCAGCUGACGGUCCAUCCUACGAGAAACGUCUGAAAACGGAACCGCCAGAGUAUUUAUCGUCAAUGGGCGGAGAGAGCUUUCUGAUGCAACUUGUGCCUCCAUCGACUGCGAAUACGCCUAAUAGUUCUUUAGUAGUCACUUCGGCAACAACAACAGUGGCCGGCAAUGAAGGAGUGGGUGGUGUGAGCAGUAGUGAUAACUCAAAGACGGCGUAUUUUUUUGAGCAACCACCGCUUCCACCGAUUCAACAACAGCAACAGCAGUACUACACCUCAAACACGGAUGGUCUGUUGACUCCCGUGACAACAUGUCAGUCUGUUGUAAACCAAUCAAAUCAAGAAGGUGGUGGUGGUAGCGGUGUUGUCGGUAAAAUUAGUACUGACAUAAACAACAACUGGACAACGGUCAAUCAACGAGGUGGUCAUGUUGCCACAGCAACUGGAACAACAAAUGGCCAUACUCCGAGUUCGGACACGGAAUCUCCAGCUCAUUGGUCCUCUCCCAGCCCCACAGCCAUAUCCCCUCCAGUAGCGCCCCUGAAAAUGGCUGUAACUAACUCAGGCGGACAAUACCAAAUGUCUCGCGUGGUAACCAGUAGUAGCAGUAGUGCCAACAAUACGGUAAAUCAACACCAAGGCUUCUGUCCGAAUCAUGGCACUGGCAACACAACCACCAACACAUCGAAUAACCAAACAUCCUCAGGGGGAUUUUCUGUGGCCUACUCAAAGGAUUGUAUCAAAUUGGAACCCGGCGUGUUCUGA
Molecule: messenger RNA, 6846 nt
Organism: Rodentolepis nana
Lineage: Eukaryota; Metazoa; Platyhelminthes; Cestoda; Cyclophyllidea; Hymenolepididae
Source: the annotation of a GenBank genome assembly